AUGGUUGGUAUUAGGAUGCUGAUGCUGCACUAUAGCAAACAUGGCGAGUGUAUACUCCAAGAGAUCGGUGCAGCAUUUCGCGGGGAGCAUGCGACAGAUCUUUUACUCAUCUGUGAUGGCAAGGAGACGGUACGAGCCCACAAAUUGGUACUGGCUGCUGCCAGCCCUCUGAUAAGAAUGAUAUUGGAAGAGACACCUGUACUGGAAGGUGAAACCACGGUGUACUUUCCGGACGUGCAGGUGUGUUAUUUUCGGCUCCUGCUGGACUUCCUGUACUCCGGACAAGUAUAUGUGCCGGCCAACGAAGUACACCACUUACAAGAUCUCCUAGCUCUACUUCAAAUCAAGCCCAGCAUUUGGAAGAAUAGCGAUUGCAGCAAUGAUUCCGAGUCGCAAAAAUCAGAACCCCUCGUUGAUAUCAACCGAAAUGAGGGUAUCACUGCAUUGGAUCACCGGCGAAGGCGUGCGAGUAGUCAGGAGGGUCUGGUUCAAACGAGGAGCGACAGUCCGACAAGCCGAUCGAAAGUGAGUGUCAAAAGCGAGCGUAAUUCGGCGGGUAGCUCGGAUGAUGGAGGUGACCGCGAGGACACCGACUAUAUGGACGAAGUCGAGGAAGCCAUCAUCAAAAGCAACAACAACUUGCAACAUGUUGGGCACCCGGACCAAGAUGAAGGCGAUGGAGGGGGAAGUACUGAAGGGGGAAGAGGUGAUAUAGCUAGUGGCGAAACGAGUGCAUCUAGAGGCAUCGCAGAGGAAGCAGGCAGUACGACUGGUGAAGCACGGAGUGAGUCAAGUAGUAGAGGUGGCGGAGAUGCUACUCUACAAUCGUCCCGAACGGCUGGCGUUGAUCGCAAAAGUCCUUCAACGAGGCAUAGCAGUGGAAGUGUAUGCGAGCCGUACGCGGACGACGACGAAGACUUUGAGCUGGAUGUAGAAGAUCGCGAGUUAGUCGACGAGGCCUGCAGUACGGAAGUGACCAGUCGAACACCAACCAGUGGAGGUGGUACAGAAUCGUUACAAAGUCGCAGGCGCAGCUCUUCCGAUCCGGUCAAUUUAUCCAUUGUGAAGCAACAACAGCAAGAAGUCGACUCAGACGAUGCUAAUAUCGACGUUGAAACGAUAGGCAAUGCACCAACAAAGAAUCUUCUUCCACCGCGGUAUUUGGAUCCAUUUCGUACCAAGCGGAAAGCGUAUUACAUACAAUCAGAUAGUGAAUCGCUGAAGCCACUGGACCACGAACUACUGCACGGCUCUCCGGACAACUAUGUCGUGACACCCCAUAGAAAACGACGGCCCGGAUUUCACAACUCGCCGGCCCAAAACCCGCCCUUCGUUCCAAGCUACCUCGAGGACCUGCGCUCACGCAAAUGCUUCUUGGCGGCACCACCAUCGUUCUUGGCAGAAACAAGACCCGGAUCGCCUGGAUCGACAAGACCCACCGAUAUUACGGCGCUCGGCAACAGCCUGUCGUCCAGUACCAAUAACAACAAUAACAAUACCAGCAGCACCAAUAACAACCGGAUACGUCCUCCUAGCGUGGAUAAUAAAUUGGCAGUGGCGCCGUUUGUUUACCCAUGGGCACCAGCGGCUUUAGCCGGGCUACCGAGCGGUCCAUCGGACUUGUUGGCUGUUCCAUAUCUGCAUGCCGCCAGCGCCAAUACGGACACCAGUCCGGCCGAAUUGAUUCAACAAAUGAAGAACUUCGAGAGCACUCAGGCUGAGGCGGUCUUGAGUGCACGAUCAGGUGGUGGAAGUGGAGCUUGUGGUGGCAGCGGGGGAAGUGCGACUAGUGGAUUAGGUGGUUCAGGAUCGAGUUCGGCCAGCACGGGCGUCGGUAGUGGCGGUGGAUUGGGGAGUGGUAAUGCACCGGUGCGCGAGUAUCGGUGUGAGUAUUGCGGCAAGCAGUUCGGAAUGUCCUGGAACUUGAAGACGCACUUGCGAGUCCAUACGGGUGAAAAGCCGUUCGCUUGUAGGCUUUGUGUGGCCAUGUUCAAACAGAAGGCGCACCUACUGAAGCAUCUUUGUUCGGUACACCGGAACAUCAUCAACUCACCGGAGGCAGGUGGACGCUACACUUGUUGUUUCUGUACCUUAUAUUUUGAGACGCUGCAAGAACUGGUGCGCCAUCUUUCUGGUCACCACAACAACCUGCUACUUAGUAAAAACCUCCAUGAAUGA
This is a messenger RNA of Anopheles coustani, 2178 nucleotides long. It is a transcript of the gene ken, whose product is annotated as transcription factor Ken 1. The record is from RefSeq and is a predicted model, not a curated record. The transcript has 6 exons. Gene Ontology annotation, biological process: regulation of transcription by RNA polymerase II. Gene Ontology annotation, cellular component: nucleus. NCBI's taxonomy places the organism in Eukaryota, Metazoa, Arthropoda, Insecta, Diptera, Culicidae. Bases 1 to 2178 code for a protein of 725 amino acids. Gene Ontology annotation, molecular function: RNA polymerase II cis-regulatory region sequence-specific DNA binding; DNA-binding transcription factor activity; protein binding.